GAGGCUGGGCCAUCUCCUCCUCACUUCCAUUCUGACUGCUUCCGAUCCUUAGCAGAGGGGCUCAGGAUGCUGUUGCUGGGAGCUGUUCUACUGCUAUUAGCUUUGCCCAUUUGUGGCCAGGAUACCACAGGUGAAGAGCCAGGAGUCCUGCUUCCUCUGCCCAAGGGGGCCUGCACAGGUUGGAUGGCGGGCAUCCCAGGGCAUCCAGGCCAUAAUGGGACCCCAGGCCGUGAUGGCAGAGAUGGCACCCCUGGCGAGAAGGGUGAGAAAGGAGAUCCAGGUCUUACUGGUCCUAAGGGAGACACUGGUGAAACUGGUGUAACUGGGGCCGAAGGUCCUCGAGGCUUUCCAGGAGUGCAAGGCAGAAAAGGAGAACCUGGAGAAAGCACAUAUGUGUACCGCUCAGCAUUCAGUGUGGGAUUGGAGACCCGGGUUACUGUCCCCAAUGUGCCCAUUCGCUUUACCAAGAUCUUCUACAAUCUGCAAAACCACUAUGAUGGCUCCACUGGUAAGUUCCACUGCAACAUUCCUGGGCUGUACUACUUCUCCUACCACAUCACAGUCUAUAUGAAGGAUGUGAAGGUCAGCCUCUUCAAGAAGGACAAAGCUAUGCUCUUCACCUAUGACCAGUACCAAGAAAAGAACGUGGACCAGGCCUCUGGCUCGGUACUCCUGCAUCUGGAGGUGGGUGACCAAGUCUGGCUCCAGGUGUAUGGGGAAGGAGAGCAUAAUGGACUCUAUGCUGAUAAUGUCAAUGACUCCACCUUCACAGGCUUUCUUCUCUACCAUGACACCAACUGAUACCAUUAACUCAGAGCCUCCUCCAGGCCAAACAGCCCCAAAGUCAGUUAAAGGCUUUCAGUACAGUUAGGAGAUUGAUUAUUAUUUAGUCAAAGGCCUCUGGAUAUUAUUCAUGCAUUUACUCAUUCAUUUGUUCAUUCAUUCAUCAAGUAACUUUAAAAAAAUCAGAUGCUAUGUUCCCAGUCCUGGAGAGCUUCACAAACAUGACCAGAUAACUGAUGAGAAAGAAGUAGUUGACAAUGCUGUUUUGUGCCCACGGUCUCUCCUGAUGCUUAUGUCAAUUCUGUAAGGCACAGGGAACAAGCAUUCUCCUGUUUUUACAGAUUGGGUUGAGGCUGAGAGAGUUAAGUGAAUGUCUAAGGUCACAUAAGUAUUAAGUGACAGUGCUAGAACUCAAACCCAGAGCUGUGGACUUUGCUCACUAGACUGUGCCCUGUCGUAGAAGUACAUGGUCUCUCUGGAGUGUUGGUAGCUGCCUGUUGCCCACCUCACCUGAGAGCCAUUGAAUUUGCCUUCCUCAUGAAUUGAAACAUCCCCCCAGCAGAGCUCCCUCAGAGAAAGUGGUUCUGUGAUGAAGUCUUGUCCUAGAAGGACUGCUACUCAAUGGCCCCUGCACUAGUCUACUUCCUCUUACCUAUGUCCCUUCUUACGCUCUUCCCUCCAAUGGGAAAGCCAACUGCAUCUCAACGUGCUGAACUCCUCCUUGCUCCUCAAGACCACCUGGCCAGGAGCUUCUCUGAUACAAUAUCUUACUUUUUUUUUUGAGACAGAGUCUCACUUUUUCACCCAGGCUGGAGUACAGUGAUGCAAUCUCCGUUCACUGCAACCUCCUUCUUCCAGGUCCAGGCAAUUCUUGUGUCUCAGCCUCCCGAGUAGCUGAGACUACAGGGCACACACCAUCAUACCUGGCUAAUUAUUGUAUUUUUAGUAGAAAUGGGGUUUCACCAUUUUGGCCAGGCUGGUCUCAAACUCCUGGCCUCAGGUGAUCCGCCCGCCUCAGCCUUCCAAAGUGAUGGGAUUACAGGUGUGAGCAACUAUGCCCAGCCAAUAUCUUACUUUUUUUUUUUUUUGCCAUGAUGAGAGUCCUGGGUAUAAGAAACACCUCCAACCAGGCUAGAGGCAACUACCCAGUAACAACUGUGCUUCCUUCACCUCUGAAUCCCUUGCAGAUCCUUGAUAAAUGCCUCAUGAAGACCAAUCUCUUGAAUCCCGUAUCUACCCGGAAUUAAUUCCUGUUCAGUCUCUGCAUGUAACCAGUUUUUAUCCACAGAAACAUUUUCAUUUUAGGAAAUCCCUAGUUUUUUUUUUUUUGAGAUGGAGUCUCGCUCUGUCACCCAGGCUGGAGUGCAGUGGCAGUGGCGCAAUCUCAGCUCACUGCAACCUCUGCUUCCCUGGUUCAAGUGAUUCUCCUGUCUCAGACUCCUGAGCAGCUGGGAUUACAGGCGCAUGCCACCAUGCCCAGCUAAUUGGAAAUUCCUAGUUUUAAGUAUCCAGUGCUUAUUCAGCUGGACAAUAUGAAUCUUUUCCACUGAGGUUAGGGAUGAUUGUGCUUUUCAGAACACUUAAAGAAUUUUCCAUCAAGAAGGUAGCUUGAGUCUGAAAUACAAAGCCCAUGGAGGAAUUUUGAAGUCAUUCUUUCCUUGAGUACCAGCAGGGUCAGGGAAGACUGGGCCUGCUGAAUUUAUUCUUGCUCUUUAAGAAUUACAGGUUGAGGUAGUUGAUGGUGGUAAACAUUCUCUCAGGAGACAAUAACUCCAGUGAUGCUCUUCGAAGGUUUUAGCAAAAACAGAGUUAAUAGCAUUCUCUAUCAAUAUAUAAAUAAAAAACCUAUUGUUUUGCUUACAGUUUUAAAUUCUGAAUAAUUUUCUCUUACAUGUGUACUGCUAAUUAUUAAGGUAUUAUUUUUUCCCCAUGUAAAGGUUUGUCUUUUAAAGUGUUUGCAUAUUAUUUUCUACAAGUAAAGAUACUAUCCAGGCUGGGCACAGUGGCUCACACCUAUAAUUCCAGCACUUUGGGAGGUCGAGGUGGGCAGAUCUCCUGAGGUCAGGAGUUCAAAGCCAGCCCGGCCAACGUGGUGAAAUUUUGUACUAAAAGUACAAAAUUAGCUGAGCAUGGUGGUGCGUGCCUGUAGUCCUGGCCACUCGGGAGGCUGAGGUGGGAGAAUCACUUGAAUCCAAGAGGUUGCAGUGAGCUGAGAUUACGCCAUUGCACUCCAGCUUGGGCAACAAGAGUGAAACUUCAUCUCAAAAGAAAAAGAUACUAUCCAGUAUUAAAUGUAAAAACACUUGCUGCACAUCACUUUUGUUUUGAUUUUUGGAGAAAGAUAGAUGUGAGGUUUAGAGAAGAUGAAGAGGUGAGAGUGAACCUUGUGUUAGUCAGGACUCCAUGUUGUGAAUGUCAUUCACAACAGAAAACCCAAACUAUUAUGCAAACUACUGUACGCAAGAAAAAAAAAGGAAAAAUGGAAAAAUUUAUUCCUUUGCAUAACAGAAAUUACCAGAGCUGUGUGUCUUUAGAUAAGGCUUGAACCAAAGGCUCAAAACAACCAAGACCCUUUUCUGUAUGUCCUUCUAUUCUGCCUUCCACAGGUAGGCUUUACCCUCAGCCUUUACACAGUAUAGUUCUAGGCUUUCCCUCAUGAUAUCAAAAAAGACCAUCUGGCUAAAUAAACAUCAUGUUUUCUGGUGGUGUCCAAAGGGGAGAGAGGAGUCUCCCUUUCCCAGAUGCCUCAGCAAGUAUAACCUUGGAUCUUAUUGGCUCUGGCUAAGUUGUGUGCCUGUCUCUGACCAAUCACUGGAGUCAGGAGGAUGAAAUAUUCAUAUUGGCUUAAUUGUGGCUUAAGCCAGGGGUAUGGAUAACAGAUGCAAAAUGAUACCUGUCCACAACAAACUCUUAAUGCUGUGUUUGAGCUUCCUUGAAUUUCCCAGAGAGACAUUGGGAAAAUUCCUAUUGAUUUUUCCUAAAAUUUCAACAAGUAUCUAAUGUUUGGCCGUGCUCACAGUCUCACAUCUGGUUGGGGUGGACUCCUCACAGAACACGCUUUCACAGUUACCCUAAACUCUCUGGGGUGGGGUUAGUCCUUUGUGGAACCAGAGGCACAGAGAGGGUCAACUGAGGCCAAAACAGGCCUGGGAGAAACUGAGGUCAAGAUUUCAUUAGGAUUAAUGGUCCUGUGAUGCUUUCAAGUAUAAUUGCGAAUUUGUCCAAUUCACUUCAGUUCUGUCAGCUUUUGCUUCAUACAUUUUAGAGCUCUGUUGUUAGAUACAUACACAUUUAGUAUUAUGUCUUCUUGGUGCAUUUACUCUCUUAUCAUUACGUAACGUACUUUUUUAUCUCUGAUAAUUUUCUGUGUUCUGAAGUCUACUUUGUCUAAAAAUAAGAUAGGCACUCAAGUUUCUUUUGAUUAGUGUUUUCGUGCUUUAUCUUUUUCUAUUGUGUUACUUUAAAUACAUCUAUAUUAUUGCAUUUAAAAUGUGUUUCUUAUGGACUACAUGUAGUUGGGUCUUACUUUUAUCCAGUUUGAAAAUAUCUGUCUUUAAUUGUUGUGUAGACAAUUUAUAUUUAAUAAAAUUGUCGAAUUUGA
Messenger RNA from Callithrix jacchus (white-tufted-ear marmoset), 4384 nucleotides. RefSeq names its product adiponectin, C1Q and collagen domain containing (gene ADIPOQ). NCBI's taxonomy places the organism in Eukaryota, Metazoa, Chordata, Mammalia, Primates, Cebidae. Gene Ontology annotation, molecular function: protein binding. The record is from RefSeq and is a predicted model, not a curated record.